UUUUGCUUCUUUCUUCACCAGGGAAAUGAGGAUUCUAUGGAGCCAACUCUUGGGUGCAGUAAGGAAACCAUUAAUAUAAGAAGAAGGAAGAAACAAUCUCACUGUGAUGAUCUUGCCGAUUCUUGACUUCACUUACAGAUAAGAAAGGAAAUAAGUAGUGCCAAAUAUCUGUAUUGCCGUUCAUCACGCAUAUGAAUAUUGACAUGGAGGAGAAAGCAUUUAAAUGCCUGGAGUGCGGAAAGAGUUUUACUCAAAGGGAAAAUCUAGAGCAACAUGAAAGGACUCACACUGGGGAGAAACCCUAUAAAUGCCUAGAGUGUGGACAGAGCUUCAAUCAUAAUUCACGUCUACGUUUGCAUCAAAGGACUCAUACUGGGGAGAAGCCCUAUAAAUGCCUAGAGUGUGGACAGAGCUUCAGUCAGAAUGGAAGUCUACGUGUGCAUCAAAGGAUUCACACUGGGGAGAAACCCUAUGCAUGCCUAGAGUGUGGAAAGAGCUUCAGUGAGAAUGGAAAGCUGCGUGUGCAUCAAAGGACUCACACUGGGGAGAAACCCUAUGCAUGCCUGGAGUGUGGAAAGAGCUUCAGUGAGAAUGGAAGUCUACGUGUCCAUCAAAGGACUCACACUGGAGAGAAACCUUAUAAAUGCCUUGAGUGUGGACAGAGCUUCAGUCAGAAUGGAAGUCUACGUGUGCAUCAAAGGUUUCACACUGGGGAGAAUCCCUAUGCAUGCCUAGAGUGUGGACAAAGCUUCCCUCGUAGUUCAUAUCUACGUUCGCAUCAAAGGAUUCACACUGGGGAGAAACCCUAUAAAUGCCUGGAGUGUGGAAAGAGCUUCGUUGACAGUGGACAUCUACGAAGACAUCAAAGGACUCACACUGGGGAGAAACCCUAUAAAUGUUUGGAGUGUGGACAAACCUUCACUCAGAAUUCACAUUUACAGAAGCAUCAAAGGAGUCACACUGGGGAGAAACCCUAUAAAUGCUUGGAGUGUGGACAGAGCUUCACUGAGAAUGAAAAUUUACGUUUGCAUCAAAGGACUCACACUGGGGAGAAGCCCUAUAAAUGCCUGGAGUGUGGACAGAGCUUCAGUCGUAAUUCCAGUCUAUGUUUGCAUCAAAGGACUCACACUGGGGAGAAACUCUAUGCAUGCCUGAAGUGUGGAAAGAGCUUCACUGAUAAUAGAAGUCUACAUAGACAUCAAAGAACUCACACUGGGGAGAAACCCUAUCCAUGCCUGGAGUGUGGACAGAGCUUCACUCGUAAUUCUGGUCUGCGUUUGCAUGAAAGGACUCACACUGGGGAGAAACCCUAUAAAUGCCUAGAAUGUGGACAGAGCUUCACUUGUAAUUCACGUCUAUAUGUGCAUCAAAGGAUUCACACUGGGGAGAAACCUUAUACGUGCCUGGAAUGUGGAGAGAGCUUCACUGAGAGUGGAAAUCUACGUUCGCAUCAAAGGAGUCACACUGGGGAGAAACCCUAUAAAUGCCUGGAGUGUGGACACAGCUUUAUUAAUAGUGGGAAUCUUCGUGUGCAUCAAAGAACUCACACUGGGGAGAAACCUUAUACAUGCCUUGAGUGUGGACAGAGCUUUGCUCACAAUUCAAGUCUACGUUUGCAUCAAAUGACCCACACUGGGGAGAAACCCUAUGAAUGCCUAGAAUGUGGACAGGGCUUCGCUUGUAAUUCACGUCUACAUGUGCAUCAAAGGACUCACACUGGGGAGAAACCCUAUACAUGCCUGGAGUGUGGACAGAGCUUCACUGGGAGUGGAAAUCUACGUGUGCAUCAAAGGAUCCACACUGGGGAGAAACCCUAUACAUGCCUGGAAUGUGGACAGAGCUUCACUCAGAGUGGAAAUCUACGAUCCCAUCAAAGGAUCCACACUGGGGAGAAACCCUAUACAUGCCUGGAGUGUGGAGAGAGCUUCAGUAAAAAUGCAAGUCUACGUUCUCAUCAAAGGACGCACACUGGGGAGAAACCCUAAACAUGCCUGGAGUGUGGACAGAGCUUCACUCAGAGUUCAGCUCUACAUACACAUCAACGGAUUCAUGUAGGGGAGAAAUCCUAGAAAUGCAUGGAGUGUGGACAGAGCUUCACUCAUUAUUUAGAUCUAUGUUUGCAUCAAAGGACUCACACUGGGGAGAAACCCUAUAAAUGCCUGGAAUGUUGAAAGAUCUUCACUGAUAAUUUAAGUCUACAAAGACAUCAAAGAACUCACACUGGGAAGAAACCUUAUACAUUCCUGGACUGUGGACAGAGCUUCACUUGGGUUGAAGUCUAUGUUCACAUCAAAGGAUUCACACUUUGAAAAACGCUUAUAUAUUACUGGAGUGAAGCUUUGUCUGGAGUGUGGACAGAGCAUCACUCGUAAUUCAAGUCUAUGUUCGCAUCAAAGGACCCACAAUGGGGAGAAACUCCAGAAAUGCAUGGAGCGUGGAAAGAGCUUCUCUGAGAGUUCAAAUCUACAUAGACAUAGAAUUCACAUCAGAAAGAACAGUAUUAUUUGACCCCAGAGAGACUCCCUAAAAUAGAAUUUUCCGAACUUUUCAUGUUGGUGACCGUACCCAGUUGGUGAAGCUGGGGGAUACCUGCUCGGACCCCUGGCCUUUGACCUGUGGGGUCCCACAAGAUUCUAUUCUUUCCCACAUGCUUUUUAAUAUCUACAUGAAACCUCUGGGCAAGGUCAUCCGGAAUUUUGAAGUUCGUUGUCAUCUCUAUGCAGCUGACACGCAACUCUAAUACUCCUUUCCACCAAAAUCCAAGGAAGCCUCUUGGGUCCUGGACCAGUGCCUGGCUGCUGUGAUGGGCUGGAUGAGGGCCAACAGGUUGAAAGUGAACCCUGAUAAGACAGAG
Molecule: messenger RNA, 2854 nt
Organism: Anolis sagrei ordinatus
Lineage: Eukaryota; Metazoa; Chordata; Lepidosauria; Squamata; Anolidae
Source: RefSeq, a predicted model, not a curated record